CUGCAUAAGGUGAAUUUAUUUUACUUAUAGGCACAUGACGCGAGUGUGAAAGAGACAACAAUAGUUUAGUGUUAUAUGAAGCUUCAACUGACCUGAAUAUUUUCUUCCAAGCUUAUUUACGACGUUUCUUGUCUAUGCUGAAAGAUACGCAUCCCGAGCGAUACAUACGGUGUAAAGCUUUUUAGUGACAAAUGUAUAGUAAAAAUGAAGGAAAAUACCGUACUUAAGUGGCAAAAAGUGUACAAUCCCACCGGUCCUCAACCACGGCCUCGCCAUGGUCACCGGGCUGUGGCGAUCAAAGAUUUGAUGAUAGUUUUCGGUGGUGGCAACGAAGGGAUAGUUCACGAGCUUCACGUCUUCAACACCACGACAAACCAAUGGUUCGUACCCGUAACGAAGGGAGAAGUGCCCCCGGGAUGCGCCGCCUACGGCUUCGUCGUCGACGGGACGCGCCUCCUCGUUUUUGGCGGCAUGGUCGAGUACGGCAAGUAUUCUAACGAUCUGUACGAACUGCAAGCUUCGCGGUGGGAAUGGAAACGUCUGAAGCCCCUGCCGCCCAAGCAGGGCCUGCCGCCGUGCCCGCGCCUCGGCCACAGCUUCACGCUGCUCAACGGCAAGGUGUACCUGUUCGGCGGGCUGGCCAACGAGAGCGACGACCCCAAGAACAACAUCCCGCGCUACCUGAACGACCUGUACACGCUGGAGCUGUACCCCAACUCGUCCAUGACGGUGUGGGACCUGCCGCUGACGUACGGGCAGUCGCCGCCGCCGCGCGAGUCGCACAGCGGCGUGGCCAGCACGGACCGCGCCAGCGGCAAGGCCUCGCUCAUCAUCUACGGCGGCAUGUCGGGCUCGCGUCUCGGCGACCUGUGGCUGCUGGACGUGGCGUCCAUGGCGUGGUCGCGGCCCGAGGUGGCGGGCCCCGCGCCGCUGCCGCGCUCGCUGCACACCGCCACCGUCAUCGGCCACCACAUGUACGUGUACGGCGGCUGGGUGCCGCUCGUGCCCGACGAGAGCAAGCUCGCCACGCACGAGAAGGAGUGGAAGUGCACCAACACGCUGGCCUCGCUGGACCUGGAGGCCAUGACCUGGGACGACAUCUCGCUGGAGCGCUUCGACGACUGCGUGCCGCGCGCGCGCGCCGGCCACAGCGCCGUCGCCAUCCAGACGCGCCUCUACAUCUGGUCCGGUCGCGACGGCUACCGCAAGACGUGGAACAACCAGAUCUGCUGCAAGGACCUGUGGUACCUGGAGGUGGGCGUGCCGCCGCCGGGCGGGCGCGUGGCGCUCGUGCGCGCUGGCACCACCUCGCUGGAGCUGUGCUGGCCGCCCAUCAACACCGUCACCACCUACCUGCUGCAGAUACAGAAGUGCGGCAAGGUGGCGCCCGCGCGCUUCCCGUCCGGCGGCGAGCCCGUGCCCGCGGCGCCGCCCGCCGCCGCGCCGGAGCCCGCGCCCGAGCCCGCCCCGCGGCCCGCGCCGCCCGCGCCCACCACCCCGCAGAAACUGGCGCCCACUCCGGUGAAGGUGACGGCGCCGCCGCAGCUGCCGACCGCGGCCGCCGCCACCGUCAAGCUCUCGCCGAGCACGCCGGCCGCCAAGCCCGUCACGUACCAGACCAAGGCGCUGCCCAAGUCCCCAGGCGCGGCGACGUCGCCGCAGGUGAAGCUGGCGACCCCGGGCGUGACGCGCAUCGUGUCGGCGGCGGGCGCGGCGAGCGGCGCGGGCGCGGUGCGGGUGAGCGCGGCGAGCGCGGGCGGCACGCUGGUGCUGAGCGGCUCGCCGGGCGGCGCCGGGCCUCGCUUCGUGCAGGUGAAGGCGGGCGGCGGCGCCGUGCCGGUGAAGCUGGGCGGCAACGUGCCAGUGCGGCUCGCGGCCGGUAAUGUGCCGCUGAAGCUGGGCGCCGCGCUGCCGGGCAAGCUGCCCGCCGGCGCCGUGCAGAAGGUGGCGGUGAGCUCGCCGGGCGGCACCCUGAAGCUGGGCGGCAACGUGCUGGUGAAGGGCAGUCCCGCCGGCAAGCUGCCUGUGAAGCUGGGCGGCGUGCUGACCCCGGGCGCGGCGACGCCGGGCAAGGCGCCCGUGUACAAGAUAGUGACGUCGGCGCAGGGCAAGGCGGAGAUGGCGUCCCCGGCGCUGCGGCCGGCGGGCGCGGCGGCGCGGCCCGGCGUGCGCGCCGUGCGGCCGCAGGGGGCGCUGCUGCGGCCCGCCGCCUCGCCCGGCAUCCCCGUCAUCAUCAAGAAGUCGGGCGCAGGCGGCGCGCCGGCGGGCUCCGCGCCGCAGUACGUGACGCUCGUGAAGACCUCCACGGGGAUGACGGUAGCCACGAUGCCCAAGAUGGCGAUGGUGCAGAACCGCGCGGUGGCGCCGGCGGCGGCAGGUGGCGCGGCCGGCGUGGGCGGCGCCACCAUCGUGAAGCUGGUGUCGGCGGGCGGCGUGGGCGGCAACAAGAUCAUCACGCUGCCCUCCAACAUGCUGCAGCUGGGCAAGGCGGGCGCGGCCGGCAAGCAGACCAUCGUCAUCACCAAGUCGGCGCCGCAGCCCGCGCCGCCGCAGUGAGUGCCCACACCGGACACACGGACGGACUACCAAUAGUGUAUUUUAAAUCGUACUAUAGUCUAUGAAUUUUGUAUGUUAUAUGGGUCUCUGUAGAAAGUGUCCUGAUAGAAUUUAUACUAAAUGAUUUAUUUACUUUAUUAACGUUUUAGUCAUAAUAAUGCACUCUGUCCCGAUUCAUGUUUCUGAAUGCACUUGCAUUGUCUGUCUGUGUAUUUGGUGUACUGAGUUGAUCCUACAUGUUGCUAUUGGUGUGACCGUUAUUAACUCCUACUGAUACUACGUGUGACUAGUUAGAACAAGUGCCUGAUGUGCAGUUACAUCAUUUGCUAAUGAUGGACGCAAAAACAGCAGUUUGGAAGGUUGACCUAAUUUGGGUGUUGGCCAAUAUUUUAUACUACAGAAAUAAUUAUAUUUUGACAAAUUAAUGAGGCUCCAUUUGAUCACUUUUGAUCUAGAGUAUUUUACUGAAAUUCUGUAAGAUACCAAGUAAGGAGGAAUUCUAGGCAGAGCUCGAGAAAACUUGUAUUUUUUUACAUUUCAUUUAGUUGUUCAGAUUUGUCUUUGAAAAUUCAAAUCUCAGUCUUCCUCAGUCAGCAGAUCAACUGGAAGACAUCUCAAUUUUAUAUUAUUUAUAAAGAGUAAUUUUAUUGUGGCCAAAUUGUUAUAUGAAAGUAAUAUGGCAUUGUGCUAGAGCUAGUUAUAGGAAUAUUUAGCACAAGUGUGAGGGCAGGGCUCUGGCAGCGAGGCUCCACUGUCCCGCCAGCCAGCGACCACCCGUGAUUCCUGUCUCAGUUGUUAGCUGAACACAACAUAAUACUGAUUAAAUAACAUAUUAUUUAAGGUCUGAGUCAUUGCCAUGUCUGGUAGAUAGUUUUUGGAGGUCAUGUUUAUGUGUUUAAUGUUCUCGAAGAGAUGUAAAUUGGCUGCUCAACACUGUCUCAUAUCCAAAUUCAAUGCAAUAAUAUAGGUGUUGUAGAGAGAGGCGCGUCGGGCCGCGGACAUUUUAUAUUGAACCUGAUUGUUAUGUUUGUAAUGAAGGCACACUUCCAUUGUGGACUAUGACAAUUUUAUUGAUAAGUUAUUUAUCAAUAAUCUUACUUGUAUAAGAUUUGACAUAAAAAUGCAGAAUAGUUUGGUAAAAUGGUGAAGUGGUUAUAUUUAUUGUAAUCAUGUUUGUGUUGUGGGUGCGGCGGAGAUGCCUUUAAAUUCUCAUAGUAACUACAUAGAGAGGAAUAUAUUCUGCAUUUCUAUAUUAUUUAGGCUAAGUGUCCUAGAUAUAUGUAAUCAUUAUUAAGGUAAGUGAGGUAUGGAAUGUAAAUAUCAUUAAGUAGAUAAAUUUAAUGUUAUAGUUUUGUUCAUAUUAUUUUCAUUUGCUUGAAUAAACGAUUUGGAUAAA
Molecule: messenger RNA, 3952 nt
Organism: Plutella xylostella (diamondback moth)
Lineage: Eukaryota; Metazoa; Arthropoda; Insecta; Lepidoptera; Plutellidae
Gene: Hcf
Product: Host cell factor
Biological process (GO): regulation of DNA-templated transcription; chromatin remodeling
Cellular component (GO): histone methyltransferase complex
Molecular function (GO): transcription coactivator activity; protein binding
Source: RefSeq, a predicted model, not a curated record